AUGCCCACCCAGUUGAAGUCAUGGAUGAUAUAUCAGCUUUUGCGUCGGUGCCCCAGGAAGACUCUUCAGGCGGUUGCUGAUGUUGUCAACCCAGCCUUGAAGUGCGAUUUCUUCCGCCGUCUUCCUACCGAACUCAGUCUCCAUAUUCUCUCCUACCUGGAUCACCGCGAUCUUUGCCGGGCAGCACAAGUAUCAAAACAGUGGCGCAAUAUCAUCGAUAGCAACGAAACGGGUUGGAAGGAGUUGUUUGAUCGGGAUGGGUUUCAGCUUGCUCCUGGCGAACUUCAAAAGGCCAUCGCCCAAGGGUGGGGCUGGCAGGAUCCUGUUGGCGCGUUGGAAGGCGAGGUCGACCUGAGCCAGCAUUCCAGACUGACAUCAAGCGAGUCGGAGCUGUUCAAGUCUGCCGCCAAGUCUGAGAAGUCAGACAAGGCCGACUCCAGCCCUACUCCCAAGAUAAGGUCUUCGAAGCGCAAGCGUAACGCAGGCCACUCGAACACUGAAAGAUCCAAGCGCCGCGUCAGCUUUCAGGACCUCAGAGAAAGUUUUCAUCAAACCCACAGAUCCGAGGGUCCUAUUUCGACGAGGACAAAAUCAUCAACCGGUAGUGACGACACGCUGAUCCAUGUCUACGAUACAAAAACCGGCAAGCUGCGUACGAAACUCGAGGGCCACGAAGGUGGAGUGUGGGCUCUCCAAUACGUCGGAAACACGCUGGUUUCGGGUAGUACCGAUCGGUCUGUCCGUGUUUGGGAUAUCCAAAAGGGCAUUUGCACCCAAACAUUCUAUGGACAUACGUCUACUGUCCGUUGCCUGCAAAUCCUCAUGCCGACGGAGACCGGGGAAGUGAAGAAUGGCGAGCCGGUCAUGAUGCCCGAGAAGCCCUUGAUUAUUACUGGUUCUAGGGAUAGUCAGUUGCGCGUCUGGCGCCUUCCAGAGCCGGGCUCUCGCCGGUACAUUAUGAACGGACCUGCGGCUAAUGAAGAGAACUGCCCGUAUUUUGUCCGUAUUCUUCAGGGCCACGCGCACUCUGUCAGGUCCAUUUCGGCUCACGGCGAUAUUCUCGUUUCGGGCAGCUACGACAGCACCGUUAGGGUUUGGCGCAUCAGCACAGGCCAGCAGCUCCAUGUUCUGUCCGGCCACAAUCAAAAGGUUUACUCGGUGGUCUUGGAUCACAAGCGGAACCGAUGCAUUUCGGGAUCUAUGGACAGUUACGUCAAGAUUUGGGAUCUGGACACGGGUGCAUGCUUGUACACCUUGGAGGGGCACAGCUUGCUGGUCGGACUUCUCGACCUGCGUGACGAAAAGCUGGUCUCGGCCGCGGCAGAUAGCACGCUGCGCAUCUGGGACCCAGAGAACGGGAAGUGUAAGCACACCCUCAUGGCUCACACUGGAGCGAUCACGUGCUUCCAACAUGAUGGCCGCAAAGUCAUCUCCGGAAGCGAGAAAACAGUGAAGAUGUGGGAUGUUCAAACCGGCGAAUGCAUGCAGGAUCUCUUGACAGACCUGAGCGGGGUCUGGCAAGUCAAGUUUGACGAAAGGCGGUGCGUUGCGGCAGUGCAGCGUGGCAAUUUGACUUAUGUUGAGAUUCUUGAUUUUGGAGCUGUCCGAGACGGAGCUCCGCCCGAGGAACUCGGCAAAAGAAAACUCCUCAAUGAGGCCGAAGUUCAACAACUCCUGCUUACAGAAGGAGAAUGA
Messenger RNA from Sordaria macrospora k-hell, 1695 nucleotides. Lineage: Eukaryota; Fungi; Ascomycota; Sordariomycetes; Sordariales; Sordariaceae. The record is from RefSeq and is a predicted model, not a curated record.